AUGUCCUUUAUCCCAUGCAUGAUCCCGCAGCAGCAGCAGCAGCAGCAGCAGCCACACCGUCCUUCUUCAAUGAAACACAAACCUACUUAUGCCACAAUACGUAAGCGGAAGCCUAACAACCAACCUAACUUACUUAACCUCGGAUACGCCCGGCGCAACCGGACAAUUUAUGCAAACCAACCAAUUUCAAUAAUGCAAGUGCCCCAGCCCCGGGCAGCGGUUCACACGACGAUUAGGGCUGAGACGCGCGCGCGUGAGACAACAAUAACUAGUCUACUUAGUUAUCUGUUUUUGGUCCCGUGGAAGGGCUAUUAA
Molecule: messenger RNA, 315 nt
Organism: Aspergillus costaricaensis CBS 115574
Lineage: Eukaryota; Fungi; Ascomycota; Eurotiomycetes; Eurotiales; Aspergillaceae
Exons: 4
Coding region: 1-315 (104 amino acids)
Source: RefSeq, a predicted model, not a curated record